ACGCAGUUCAAAGUUGGCGCCGAAAAAAAUUAAAAGAAGCCAGGGAGCUUGUUAAUAGGAAGACGUCAAAUUCAACUAUUGCCCUCGAGGAAGCUAGUGUACUUGCUCAAGCUUUGGGUGUUGACUGGGCUGAGCUAUCAGAAGAAAUUGGUCUUUGGAUACCUGUUGCCAUAAUUAAUGAGGAACAUCAUGACAAGCCUGUGGGUGAAGAUGAAUUUGACAAUGAAAUCAUAGCUGGCAAGUGGCUUCCUCCCGAGUGUAAAGUUGAAUUUCAUACCGAUUACGGCGGAGAUGCAGUCAGAUGGGGUCUUACCCACCCUAAAGAAUCUGCAUUUGAGUGUUGCAUGGCCUGUUUGAAUCAAGCUAAGCACGCUGGACCUAAUGACAAGAGAUGCAACAUAUGGGUUUAUUGCCCAUCUGAGAUGGGAUGCUAUUCUCCAGAUAUUUAUCAACACAAACAUCAGGAGUGCUGGCUGAAAUAUGCAGAAAAUCCUACGAUGACUUUUAAGGACCGGUAUUCUGAAAAUGCACACCCAAAUGCACCAAGUGUUGUUCCAUGGAUGUCUGGUGUUGUCAGUGUAUAAAUUCCCACUAACAAAUAGACACAGCCUUGAUAUCAUGGUGCUUCCAUGGUGCUAUGAUGUCGUAUGAGAUUCCACGUCAAGCCACUGUAUCUUCAGAUAAUUGUGCAGCGAGAUUUCGCGAACUGCAGCUUCUAAGCAUAGCUGCUUCUCUCUACUUUUUCGUUAUCAAGGGGAACAUAGAGCUUGAACCAGUGUGUAACAAUCUUUUGUAUCAAAUUGUGGGUAGAGUGGUAAUGGUAGCUUUAAGUUUAGAAAACUGACUGCCAACAGCCUACUGCCUACUGCCAAGGAUUUGAAAGCCUUUUUUUUACCCCGCCCCGCCCCACCCUGCGCUAUCUUUUUUAACCUGAUGGAUGUAAUAUCAGAAUUGUGACAUUAUUGGAGCUGUAUUGCCCAAAAGGUACCGAGUUUUAGUGAUCACACGAUGAAUUUGCUUACUGCA
Messenger RNA from Capsicum annuum, 1026 nucleotides. RefSeq lists its product as uncharacterized. The record is from RefSeq and is a predicted model, not a curated record. NCBI's taxonomy places the organism in Eukaryota, Viridiplantae, Streptophyta, Magnoliopsida, Solanales, Solanaceae.